AUGCGGCAAGUUCGAGGCGUGUGCAAGAUCACGGACUUCGGGCUCUCCACAGACACUCGAAGAAUAUGUGACGGAGGCCAAGUGGGGAAGAACUUUUACAUGGCACCCGAGGUUGUCGCCGGUGAGCGAUACAGCCCUGCUCUGGCCGACGUGUGGUCGCUGGGCAUAAUGUGGUUCAUCAUGUUGACCGGCUCACCACUCGUGUCGUUGGCGCCACCAUCAAAAAAGGUCUUCAGUGCUGUCAAACGCCAUGGCGUUAGUGUUGUCAUUGAGAUGUGGGGUCAAUCGAAUCGAAUCCCAUGGACUACCAUCGCAUUGCUGGAAAAGAUGCUGCAGAUUGACCCACGCCGACGCAUUUGCCUGGACCAAGUGCUGGCAAACCCCUUGUUCUCCGCCAUGACUGAGUAA
Molecule: messenger RNA, 408 nt
Organism: Phytophthora infestans T30-4
Lineage: Eukaryota; Oomycota; Peronosporomycetes; Peronosporales; Peronosporaceae
Exons: 2
Coding region: 1-408 (135 amino acids)
Biological process (GO): protein phosphorylation
Molecular function (GO): ATP binding; protein kinase activity
Source: RefSeq, a predicted model, not a curated record